AUAGUCGCAUACUUAGUCACCCAGUCCUCAGUAAGCAUCCUUGCUCUGCCGUCCAAGAAAAGCGGUGGCUUACCGCCCAUGGCUUUCUGUCUUAUCUACCAGCCAUACGGCUCCUCGGCCCGUGGGCCGGUCGAGUUCCCAUUAGAUACAUCAACUCGACUCCACUUCCUCUUCUUUGAUCUACCCGAUACUGCAAAAAAAGCUGUUGCCUUGCCCAUCUGGCCCCGACCCAAGUGUCAGCUAGUUAGCGAUUCAUGUCUCGGCCUGAUAGGCUUGGUUGGUGAGACUGGUUACCAGUUGCGUCUUUCAUUGCGCAAUAUUGUUGGAAUAGGAGAACCGGCGACUAUCAAUAUCCAGACUGGACGGAGAACACGACCUGGUCCAGUACGAGUAGGUUAUUCUCCCCAAUUGAUCAUGUACAAAAUAUAA
Molecule: messenger RNA, 429 nt
Organism: Protopolystoma xenopodis
Lineage: Eukaryota; Metazoa; Platyhelminthes; Monogenea; Polystomatidea; Polystomatidae
Source: the annotation of a GenBank genome assembly